Melanaphis sacchari is the source of this 2064-nucleotide messenger RNA. Its product is annotated as 52 kDa repressor of the inhibitor of the protein kinase-like. The transcript is spliced from 3 exons. The record is from RefSeq and is a predicted model, not a curated record. NCBI's taxonomy places the organism in Eukaryota, Metazoa, Arthropoda, Insecta, Hemiptera, Aphididae. The coding region runs from base 1 to 2064 and encodes 687 amino acids.
AUGUCAAUGAAGCGAAUAAGUAGUUAUUUUAACAUUACAUCCAAAAAAUCAAAACCUAAUUUGCCAUUGGAGGAAGAUCAAAAUACAAUCGAUGGCACUAGUACAGGUACAACUGAACUUAUUUCUAUACAAAAGCCUGAAGCUGAGAUUGGUGAAUCCAUACAGUCUGAAAUUACAGAUGAAUUAGAUAUAGCAAAUUUUACAUGCCGAAGUAAAAUGGUAAGUGAUUAUAUAAAAUCAAUUAUACUAAAAAGGAGCAAUAUUCCUAGUUCUAAGUUUCAAUAUCCAUUUUCUCUUCAUAGUAAAAAAGGUAAUGAAGAAAAGCGAUUUUUAAGAAAAAAUCAUUUUGAAAAAUACCCAUGGGUUGAGUAUUCCAAUUUAAAACAUGGGUUGUUCUGUAAGAUAUGUGUUUUGUUUUUAACUUCAACUAAAGUUGGUAUGCAUAGAACAGAACAAAUAACAAAAUUGGUUACCGAACCUAUUAAUAAAUUUGCAAAACUAUUAGGUAAGGAUGGUGUAUUAGAAGUACAUCAUAAUAAUGGAUAUCAUAAAGAUAAUGCACAAAAAGCUAUAGACUUUCUUAGUACUUAUGAUAAACCUAAAAAUGAAAUUAUUAAUUUAUUAAAUGACCAACGUAGUAAGGAAGUAUUAGAGAACCGUGAACGGUUACGACCAAUUAUAAAAACUAUUUUACUUUUAGGCCGGCAAAAUAUUCCUUUGCGCGGUCAUCGAGAUGAUGGAUCUUUAGUUUGUCAAACAGAAGAAGAGGACAAAGUGAAUUCUAUAGUUAAUCAAGGGAAUUUUAGAGAGCUACUGAAAUUUAGAAUUGAUGCUGGUGAUCAGUUACUUGAAACACAUUUGAAAACGACUGGUUCUAGAGCUACAUAUAUUAGCAAGUUAACACAAAAUGAAAUUAUUGAAUGUUGCAAACAAGAAAUAUUAGAUUUUAUACUUUUAGAAAUAAAAAAAGCAGAUAUAUUCAAUGAUGUGUCAAAUAUUGAAGACAAUGUAGAACCCAAAAUAACAGGAGAGAAUUUAGGAGAUACAGUGGUAAAAAUAUUACAAGAAUUAGGAUUAAACUUAGACAACUGUAUAGGUAUUGGGACUGAUGGCUGUUCUGUUAUGGUUUCUGAAGUUCGUGGUGCUGUGCAACAAAUAAAAAAAUAUGCCAAAAAUGCCAUACAUAGCCCGUGCUCUAAUCAUGCAUUGAACCUCAGUAUUGCUAAAUCAUCUGCUGUUCAAUCUGUACGAAACUGUGUAGGAAUUAUAAAAGAAGUUGUUUCCUUUUUUCAUGUAUCUGCUAAACGUAACUAUACUCUUAAACAACAUUUGACAACACAUAAAAAAUUACACAGUUUGUGUGAAACAAGGUGGGUCGAAAGACACGAUAGUAUAAUGCAAUUUAAAGAAUCCAUUAUUGAAAUUGUAGAUACUCUAACUGAUGUAUCUGAAUGGAAUGAAAAUAUUACUUCUUCAAAAGCCAAAAUGAUGAUAGCAGCUAUUUGUAAUUGUGAAUUUAUUAUAUCAAUUUUUUCAUUAUCAAGUUUAUUAGCUGUAACAUUUCCUAUAAGCAAAAUAUUGCAAGGUAAAGAUCAAGACAUUAUUUCAGCAUCAGAAUGUAUUAAAGAUAUAUACACAAUUCUUGAAAGGAACCGUAAGGAAUGUGAAGACAAAUUUAAAUUAUUGUUUAAAGAAUGUGAGCCGAUUUUAAAAGACCUUAAUGUUGAUAUGAGAUUACCAAGAAUUACUUCGCGUCAAAAACAUAGACCAAACCUAUUACCAUCAAACAAUAUUGUUGAUUACUAUAGAGUUAAUAUUUAUAUACCUCUAUUGGACAAUAUUUUAGAAGAUUUAAACUUUCGAUUUUUGAGCAAGGAAAAUAAAAAUAUUGCAUCAUUAAUGCAGCUUACACCAAAAUUGAAGACAUGGUUGAGGUCAACAACUGGUGAAGACCGAUUAAAUGGGCUAGCACUGCUUCAUAUCCAUAGAGACAUUAAUGUUAAUAUAGAUAAUAUUAUUACACGCUUUGCUAAGCAAAAAACAAGGCAUAUGCUUUUAUUAUAA